Molecule: messenger RNA, 261 nt
Organism: Entamoeba histolytica HM-1:IMSS
Lineage: Eukaryota; Evosea; Mastigamoebida; Endamoebidae
Exons: 1
Coding region: 1-261 (86 amino acids)
Biological process (GO): protein phosphorylation
Molecular function (GO): protein kinase activity; ATP binding
Source: RefSeq, a predicted model, not a curated record
AUGAUGAUGACAAAUAUGACAUUCACAAAAGGUGUAGGAACACCAAAAUACAAGGCACAUGAAAUAUUAAAUCGAGAACAUUACAAAAUGCAAUCCGAUAUAUAUUCAUUUUCAAUAACAAUGUUACAAAUCAUUACAUGGCAAGAUCCAUUUCCUAAAUCAGAAUAUCCACAUCCAUGGGAUAUUGCAGAUACAAUCACAAUAGGUAAACGAACAAAUAUAAUAAAAGAAGUUCAAGAAGAUAUUAAAGAAAUUACUUAA